AAACCGGCAGAAAAAGCAAUACCACUAGAACCAUUGAAGAAGGAAGCAAAAGAAGACACGAAGAAGACGGAGAAAGCGGCACCUGCAGCAAAGGAGGAGGACAAGAAAGUCUCUGCUGAGUCUAAAUCUCUCGCCAAGGAGCCGAAAGCCAAAGCAACAGAUGCUUCAUGUUACUUAAGACCGCCAGAGUCCGGAACAAAGGACGUGGAUUCACAUCACGAUGACAAAGAAAUAAAUGUCGAGUUCCGCACAAAGCCAGUUUUUGGACGCAGAUCAAAAUUUAGUGAGUUUAAACAAAGUUUUAUGCGCAUGGAUAGCGUUAGCUUUUAA
Cylicostephanus goldi is the source of this 330-nucleotide messenger RNA. Lineage: Eukaryota; Metazoa; Nematoda; Chromadorea; Rhabditida; Strongylidae. The record is from the annotation of a GenBank genome assembly.